This is a messenger RNA of Chaetomium globosum CBS 148.51, 1761 nucleotides long. RefSeq lists its product as uncharacterized. Gene Ontology annotation, cellular component: cytosolic [4Fe-4S] assembly targeting complex. The record is from RefSeq and is a predicted model, not a curated record. Bases 1 to 1761 code for a protein of 586 amino acids. Gene Ontology annotation, molecular function: 4 iron, 4 sulfur cluster binding. The transcript has a single exon. Gene Ontology annotation, biological process: iron-sulfur cluster assembly. Lineage: Eukaryota; Fungi; Ascomycota; Sordariomycetes; Sordariales; Chaetomiaceae.
AUGUCGGCCAUCCUGUCAGCCGACGACCUCAACGACUUCAUCUCCCCCGGCGUCGCCUGCAUCAAGCCCAUCGAGACACUCCCGACGCAACCGGGCCCCGAACAGUCACAACAACCACAAUCCCUCGAAUUCGAAGUCAUCCUCGACGGCCAACAACCCACCACCGGUUCCUCCUCCAACGGAACAACACCGCCAGCCCAAAUCUCCCUCACCGAUUGUCUCGCCUGCUCCGGCUGCGUGACCUCAGCCGAGGCCGUGCUCGUCAGUCUACAAAGCCACAACGAAGUCCUCACGCUACUCGACGCCGCGCCAGCGCUGCGGGUGAUACAGGAUAGCGAUGGGAAGCCCGUGGUGUCCGGGCUAGAAAACCCCGAAGCCAAGCUCUUCGUCGCGAGCGUCUCGCCCCAGACCAGAGCCAGCCUCGCGGCAGCCUGUGGGGGCGCCGUGACGGAGCAGCAGGCCGGGUGGAUGAUCGAGCAACUUCUGAUGGGCCCGGCUGGCUUGGCGGGGGGAGGGAAGCACGGGAAUGGGUUUACCUGGGUAGUUGAUACCAACACGGCGCGGGAGGCUUGUCUCAUGCUCGGGUCGGACGAGGUUUUGGGCGGCGGAUCCUGGGGUGGUUCGGAUAAGCCCACGUCGCCUAUCCUCACGUCUUCUUGUCCCGGGUGGGUCUGCUAUGCAGAGAAGACGCACCCGUACGUGCUGCCACACCUGUCGCGAGUCAAGUCGCCGCAGGCGCUGAUGGGCACGCUGCUGAAGACCACACUCAGUCGUGUGUUGGGGAUCGCGCCGGACAGGGUAUGGCAUCUGGCGGUAAUGCCUUGUUUCGAUAAGAAGCUAGAGGCGAGUCGGGAGGAGUUGACGGAUACUGCGUGGGGUAGUGGGGGGGUGCCGGGGAGGGGGGUCAGGGACGUGGACUGCGUCAUCACGAGUAAGGAGAUCCUCAUGCUCGCCGCGUCGAAGGGGGUAGAUUUCUUUGGCUUGGCCAAGUCUGCUCCCGUCAAGCAACCCAUGUUUCCAGACUCGGACAUCCAUCGGUUUUUGUUUCCCGCGCAACGGCGCAAGCAGCUCCGGGAUGGCGGGACAUCCGGAGGUAAUCUGCAUUACAUCAUCCAGGAUGUUCUAUCGAAGCACGCCGGCUCGCAGAUCCAGAUGACGCGCGGCAGGAACGCUGACGUCGUUGAAUUUGCCGUCCUCAGCUCUUCUGGCGAGACCAUCUUCAAGGCGGCGCGCUACUACGGCUUCCGCAACAUCCAAAACCUUGUCCGGAAAUUGAAACCGGCCAAGGCAUCCCGCAUGCCGGGCGGAAAGCCGUUUGGUAGCGCACGUAGGCCGGCCGGCAAGUCAGCUACCUUGGAACAUUCCUAUGUCGAAGUCAUGGCGUGCCCUGGGGGCUGCACUAACGGAGGCGGCCAAAUCAAGGUCGACGAUCAAGUCGUCAUCGAUCGCAAGAAUUUCGGCGAGAAACCUGGGCCGGAUGAGCAGAAAGCCUGGCAGGCUGAAGUCGACGAGGCGUACUUUUCCGGCGAUGAGUCAGACCCUGCACAGGGUGCGGGUGACGACCAGUCGAUGGAGCUUAUUGCUGGUAUUUCUCCGUCGUAUAUUCGGGAUACCCUUGCGCAUUGGGCGGAUAUCACGGGCAUACAGUUAGAUAAACUGGUGUACACGAGCUAUCGCGAGGUCGUGAGCGAUGUCGGCAAGCCAAUCAGCGACACUGAACGGGUGGUUCAGCUAGCUGGUAAGAUUGGUGGCGGAUGGUAA